Molecule: messenger RNA, 1873 nt
Organism: Xiphias gladius (swordfish)
Lineage: Eukaryota; Metazoa; Chordata; Actinopteri; Istiophoriformes; Xiphiidae
Gene: taf1a
Product: TATA box binding protein (TBP)-associated factor, RNA polymerase I, A
Exons: 11
Coding region: 333-1616 (427 amino acids)
Biological process (GO): transcription by RNA polymerase I
Cellular component (GO): RNA polymerase I transcription regulator complex
Source: RefSeq, a predicted model, not a curated record
CCACUUCCUCAGCCACUACGGAGGGAGCGUGGUAAAUUGUAGGAAAUAGCAUUUUGAAAGGUCCGCACAGCCGUGAUACAAGAUACCGCAUAAUAGUUCUUAAAAUAAUAUGCCCAGUUUUUUUUUUGUAGCAGAGAGUCAGUAUCUGAAUAGCUGCUGCAUGUUGGACUUAAAUGUUUGUUCACUCAUCAAAUUUUAGCAUUUCUUAGCACAUUUGGCUAACAAAACAUCUGAGUAACGUUACUGCUCAGAAGGUCGAGGUCAUACACCGCCCUUUUGACCAAGUGGAUAAAAGGCAGCCGUCUUACCUGAGUCUGACCGCUGUGCCGAUUAUGGAUGACUUAAAUAGAGAGCUGGCGCCUCUUGAAGACUUGGAGGACGACAACGACUCUUCGGACAACAACUCUGCAAAAGGAGUGAAAAAGUCCAAACUCCCUGUGGUUAAUCCCAUGUGUGUAGAGACACCGAAGGAAACUGGGUUUCAUCAGAGUACCAGGAUCUGUCUGGAGCGGAUCAGAGAAGCCAUGCUGCAUCAUAGAUGGCAAGAGGCAGCAGAAUAUAUGGCAUGUUACCCCCAAAUGUUAGAAGACAGAACUCAGGGCUCCACACAGCAGUAUAAAGAGCUUAUUUGGAGACUCAGUGCUGAGAUCCUUCACCAUCAACCCAACUCAAAGCUGGAAGACUACAACAACAUCUAUGAACGAAUGAAACAUUCAGGAGUUAAGCAUUACCUGAUGAUCAGUCUGGAACAUUCCUUCCACCUGCUGCUCCAUGGUCACAUUGAAGAUGCGAAGCGUCAGCUGUCUGCCGCUGAAAGCUGGAGGCAUGGGAAGGAGUCGGCAGCUCAGUAUCAGAGGACUAAACUGAUCCAGGCCUACAGGAGCCUGCUGGAUUAUAUCAUCUGGUGUGACAAAAAGUUAACAUACUGCAACACUGACUACCACGACUCUGGUGACAACCAAGAGAUGCAUAACUACUUCAGACAGGCCUCUGUGAAUCUGAAGGAGAUUUUGAAAAAUCCUGGUGUCUGGGAUCCCUUCAUACUGAGUUACGUUGAGAUGCUGGAGUUCUAUGAGGAUCACAAUGAGGCCCUGAAAGUCCUGAAUGACUACGCCUAUGAUAACAGUUUUCCACCCAAUCCCAAUGCGCAUGUCUACCUGUACCGGUACUUAAAGCAGCACGAUGCUUCAGAGAGGAAACUGAUGAAAGUUUUGAAGAUCCUCCAUGUGUUAGUCCCAAGCCAUGAGUUGAUGUUGGAGUACAGCUCACUCCUGCUUAAGUCAGAGAAACAAAGUGAUAUCCAAAAAGCUUUAGGAGUCGUUCUGGAAAUGCUGGACUUUGCCUGCUGGAGGAGCAACCUGGAUGUGUGGAAGUGUUUAAAGACCAUUAUUCAGAAAUUACAGUUACAAGAAGACUGGAGGAACGUUGUCCUUGGAAAAAUGGCCGGAAGAAAAGACUGGUGGCCUGCGCUGCACUUCACAAGCUUCCACGCCAGUAAAGACUCUGAGGAGAACCCAGAGCUGAUGGAGGUGAAGGCGUCACUUACAAAAGUCCUCUGCCCAGACCUAAUUCUGAAGUACGGUGCUGCAGGGGUAACCAGUGAAGAGUGGACUUGAGAGAAGAACACAAAGACAAUAUAAAAUGGUGUCUUCACAAUUCCCUCUCAAUAACAGGGCUGGGAAGAGCUGUCGGGAAACGACUGAAAAACUCUGGCAAACGCGUCUUGAUGGAGAGCAAGAGUCUUCAUAAAUGCACUUUUUACACAAAGUUUAUUUAUAGAAGAUUUUCUUUUCCUUUUGGGUCGUAAAAUGUUCUUGAGGUUCACUGACACACGGAUAUGUGGUUCCAAGAUCAAAAACUAACCUUUUUUUUU